This is a messenger RNA of Symbiodinium sp. CCMP2592, 1362 nucleotides long. Lineage: Eukaryota; Dinophyceae; Suessiales; Symbiodiniaceae. The record is from the annotation of a GenBank genome assembly.
AUGGACGGUCGGGAGUUCUCCUUGCAGAUCGAGUGGGAGGGUCGCGUGGAGGGCCUCCGGAUGUCUCUGGGCACACGGCUGGGGAUCAGUUCGCAUCGAGUGAAGCUCGCUUUGGGGGCCGAGGUUCUGAAGAACGAGUUGACUGCCAGGGCCUGCGGCCUUUCGGACGGAUGCGUUGUCAACGUGGUGAUCUUGCCGCCGCUGUACGGCACCCUGGGGCGUGCAGGAGUGGCCGCACCCGGGGAGGUCGUCGCCGCGAAGAUGGAGCUUCAUGAUGCGCUGGCUCAAGCGGGCCUCAUUGCCUUCGGCCUGGCCUUCGGAGUGCUGGCCUUGCUGGCCACCCACCCGGUGAUGUUCGCCCUGCCGAAGACGGACUUCACGGAGCUUGCAACUGCCUACCCCUCCGGGAUGCAGUUCGAAGUCUACCAUUGGAACCUGGAGCCCGUCCGCGUCCAGCCGGUGCGGUGUGGCUUACAAGGUCAAAGGUUCGUGCCAAUCAAUCCCGUAGACAACCAUGUGUACAAGUACUUGUCAGCCUUGGUCGGAUGUGCGCAGAAACAGACGGCCCUAUUUGUAGCACAAGGGGACCCGGAUUGGGCGCUCCGGCGGAUGGCGUCCGAGCCGCUUGCCAGGGUAGAAAUGGACACGGCCAUUGUACUGCCCUCACAAGUAGGAGAGUCCUGUGUUCCGAGGGCAGAGCUUCCGGAUGAACGCCUUCAAGAAGCGGUCCGGCUGCUGCUGAAAGGCCGAGACCUGGCUGGAACCUCCUUGAAAGAGGUGCGAGCCGACUUGGAGAAGAAGUUCAACCUAAGUGCCGGCAGCCUCGACAGCAGGAGGGAAAAGGUGAAGCAGUUCGUCGCGGAGGAGAUCUCUCGGAUCCAAGCAGCUGGCGAGGAGGCUGCGGAGGCCGAGCAGGCCGAGCAGGCCGAGGAGGCCGAGGACGGAGAGGCGCCGGCGGAGGAGGAGGAGGCCAAAGCGCCCCCAAAGGCGUCGAAGCCGCCUCGCGGCUCCAAGCGAGGCAAGGAGGCCCCGAAGGCGUCGCCGGCGUCUGACGCCAAGCGGGCAAAAGGAACCGCGGAGGAUCCGCCGCGAAGAUCCACAAGCGGUGAAGGCAAGGGCAAGGGGAAGAUCAAAGACCGCCAGAGCUCCAGCAUGACUCGAGAGGAGUUCAUGGCAAAGGCCAAGCCCAUCACCGUGACCAUCGGAGAUAAAACUUUCAAGGCGGCGCCGAAGCUCUUCUCCACGGGCAGCUGUGGUUUCAUGGCCAGCACCAAGGUCCCGGUGGAGGUGGGCGGUCAGUCCCUGGUGCUGCAGUGCGGCUUGAACUUGCCGGUGAUCGGAUCCAAGGAGUGGAGCGACUAG